Messenger RNA from Tribolium madens (black flour beetle), 2949 nucleotides. RefSeq lists its product as uncharacterized. The record is from RefSeq and is a predicted model, not a curated record. The coding region runs from base 215 to 2278 and encodes 687 amino acids. The transcript is spliced from 8 exons. NCBI's taxonomy places the organism in Eukaryota, Metazoa, Arthropoda, Insecta, Coleoptera, Tenebrionidae.
AAGAAGCAGUUCGUCGCUCGCCAAAGCAUUUCUGUUGUGGUUGUGACCGUGAACGCACCGCAAAAGACAAGGCCAAGGACAGUGUCAGUGUCGAGAGACAGUUCACAUCAUCAUCGUCAGCGAGAACGCCGUCUGCAUCCUCGGCCAGUGCUGCGCUCCGGAAGGAAGUUCAAGGGUCCACAUUCCAUAUUUGAAAACCUAGACCAGAUAGACCAUGAGCUGGCCCAGAAGACUGCUUUUCGCCAUGCUAGUCGUAGCGGCGUACACUCACGGCCUCGGCGAAGAUGUGGACGCGGAAAUCGUCGAAGCUCCAGAUAAGUUACCGGCACCGCCUCCGAGCCCUUUGGAUGACUGCGAUCCGGAACUCAUCGGAUUCGAGUUAAUAACCGGUUACGUGUUUUCCGCUCCGGGAAACGUACUCGAUUCGAUACCGGGCACUCUGAUGCUCACCGAUUGUUUAGAAACGUGCCAAGGAAACGACUCGUGCCAGUCGGUCAACUACGAGACCGGACUAUGCGUACUUUUCAGUUCCAACGCUGAUGUCUUGCCAGGAGCCCUCACCAAGUCGCAAUUCCCUGUCUUCACAAUCUACGCUCAGAAGAACUGUCUCGGCGUGAAACCGUGCGAGAGGGCUUGGUGCAUCGAUAGAGUGCAAAACUACAAACUCCAAGGAUACACCAGGAGCAAACUGACGGCUGCCACGAGACAAGAAUGUCUUGAAAUGUGUCUUGGCGAAACCGAAUUCAAUUGCAGAUCGGCGAACUACAAUAACGCAACAGGCGAUUGUGAACUAUCAGCUUUAGAUAGGCUCACCCUCGCUGGAAGUUCCGCCUUCCUAGCCGCUGAUGGAUACGACUACAUGGAAAAUAAUUGCGUCGAAGAGCCUUCCAAACUCUGUGAAUUCAAGAAAUUGAACGGCAGAAUACUCAAAACCGUCGACUCGGUCUACCAAGACGUCGGGUCGGUUGAUGAAUGCAGAGAGUUGUGUCUCAACUCGCCCUACAGGUGUCAUUCGUACGAUUACGGUGACACGGGAGAGAUGGUCUGCAGGCUCAGUCAUCACUCGCGUGCCACUCUUGCAGACAUACAGGAUCCUUAUUUGGAGGUCCCCGAGGCGGCAACGUACGAAUUGAGCUCGUGCUACAACGUUAGUAUAGACUGUCGGUCGGGAGACAUGGUGGCUCGGAUACAAACAUCCAAGCUUUUCGAUGGAAAAAUCUACGCUAAAGGAAGUCCAAAUUCUUGCGUACGCGACGUCAAUAAUAGCCUCGAAUUUGAAUUAUCGAUGGCUUACGACAAUUUAGAGUGUAACGUGCGGAAAAAUGGACUUGGGAGAUAUAUCAACGACGUGGUGAUUCAACAUCAUGACAAGAUAGUCACCAGCUCAGACCUCGGACUUGCCGUGACAUGCCAGUACGACCUAACUAACAAAAGUGUGACCAAUGAAGUCGAUUUAGGUGUCCACGGAGACAUCCAACCGGCCCUCUCUGAAGAAGUCACCGUCGACUCUCCUAACGUUGCAAUGAAGAUCACCGAUCGCUCCGGUGGAGAUGUCAUGCCAUCAGCUGAAGUCGGCGAUCCUCUAGCCCUUCGUUUCGAAAUCAUGGAUAAGAACAGCCCUUACGAAAUCUUCGUCAGAGAAUUGGUAGCGAUGGAUGGUGUUGACUCCAGCGAAAUCGUUCUUAUAGACUCGGAUGGGUGUCCCACCGAUCAUUUCAUCAUGGGUCCUAUUUACAAAUCAGCCGAAUCUGGCAAGAUUCUCUUGUCGCACUUCGACGCCUUCAAGUUCCCGUCGUCCGAAGUGGUCCAAUUUCGCGCGUUGGUAACCCCCUGUAUGCCCACUUGCGAGCCUGUGCAAUGCGACCAGGAGGAAUCCUCCGGUGACCUUCGCUCUGUUGUCUCCUACGGUCGACGUCGCCGUCGCCGCUCCACCGACCCCCACGACGACCUCCUCCUCGUCCAAUCCAUCCAAAUCACCGACAAAUUCGGCUUCGAACGCGACGCCAACAGAUCCCUGGACUCUGAGGCCGUCUUCAUCCCCAACGAGUCCGGCGUAUGCAUAAACAUGGCCGGUUUGAUCGUCGCCGGUGCUGUUUUUCUCUCGGCCCAACUCCUCAUCAUUGCCUUGUGGACCUUUAUCUGGCAAAGGCGAAGGUCCAACAAACUCAACGACGGAAUGUCAGUCAGCGUGAGCUUGCCCUCGGGACUGAGCUCCGGCCGUACCGACAGCCUUUGCAAACUCUACGAAUCCGGUUAUAACCACUCCCGCCGCUUCUAACCGAAAUCGCGUGUGAUAUUAUUGUACAGCGCCGUACGGACCCUAACUCGCGCGUAAAUAUACCUGCGAUUUUUCGGGACGUGUCGAGAGCGGCUAUCGACGUUUUAGUCGCGGACGCGUCGUCGAAAUCUCUUCUGUAUUGCAAUGCCAGAUCUUAAAACACCGCAAACGUAUUAGAAUAAUACUCGUUUAGGUAAUUUUAUUUAAAAAAUUCUCAUAGGAAAAAUCUUUAGUAACGUUUUGCAGUUUGUGUUAAGCUUGAGGUUCAGGUCAGCGUUUAAUUUUUUUGUGAAACGUUACUCUUUUUUUCUAUUAAAGGGGCGAGACGCACGAAUGGACUCUAGGACGAUCUAGCGUGAAUGAAUCUAUAUUUUAUUUUUUUAUAAUUAACUCAUUUAUUUUUUAAUUAUUCAACUGCAAUAUGGACGAAUGGUGACGAAUGAAUGCUAUUUAAAACUGCUUGUCCUAGUUUCUUGAGUGCAACGUCUGGACGAUUUUGCUCAUCGACUUGCAAAAUCAUCCAUGCUUAAUCGCCUUUAAAUAAUUUUUAACAAAUACCAUAUAUUUUUUAUAUUUAGGUAAUUAUUAUAAUUUUAUACUAUUUAUAAGUUAUGCGCUGAAUGUAUUCAGUUAUAAAUUCUGACUUUUCUAAAUAUAUGAAUUGAAUGAGA